GCGGAGCCGCCCUCACGCCGCCGCUCCACCAUUGCCCGCCGGCGCGGCGGCGGGUCCGCGCUUUGGACGAGGCGUCGAGGGACGGAUCGGUAGACGAGGCCAGGGAGUGAAGGAGAGAGAGAGAGAGGGUGGGAAAGUGGAGCGGGAGACUGCAGGCAGCGGCCUUCUUGAGUCUGGAGAGGUGCGGGGCUACUUCCUUCCCCGCCUUGCUCUGUGCAGGUUGCUCCGGGUGUGUGUGCGGGGGCGGCAGUGAGGGUGUCGGUGUCAGGUAGGGCUUGUCGGUGGCCGUGUUUUUUCUCAGGGCGGCCUGGGUGUCCUUUCUGUCGGUCUGGGCUCCCCCAGGAGUCCCCUGAGGCGGUAGCCUAGGAGGGAUUGUUCCUCGCUCUAGGUCGGGCCUGCACCCAUCGUGGGUGCCGGGCUAGCGAGGUUGCAGCGAAAGGUGCGCUGGCCAGUGGGUUUUGUGGGCUCUGCUGCUCUGGGACCGAGAUGCCGCAGUUGAGGUCAGGGAAAGUGGUGACAGCCAGCGAAGUGAAGCAGGUUGACUCGGAGGUCAGCAGCCCCGGCUCUUCGGGGGCAGGGUGUGAGCUAGGGGAAAAUCUGUUAGUCAAGCAGAUUCCUUGCCUGGCACCGAAGAGGAAGCCUGAGCACCUCUUUCCUUCCCUUCCACAACGUGCUAGGCUCUCUGGCCCUUCCUUUAAGUGUUUUGCUCUUCCUGUGCCUGUGCAGAAGGAGCAAGGUGAAAACAGACAGAAAUUCCCAGGUAAAAAAAACAAGGGAAUCCAGCACAGGAAGUCUAGAAGAAAGAAGGGUAUAGCUUCAGUUUCAGACACAGCUGAGUGUGAAGAUUGGCAAGCAGCAGCCACGGCUGCAGAAAUGUGCUGGGAAGAGACUCUAAGAGGGACAGGUCAAAGCCAACAGUUACUUUCCUCAGGGACUGCUUUGCAGAAUAAAUUCCUAGCAGGGAUUGAAAGGAAUGAACAUUUCUCAGAAGAGCUGAGCUACUCAGGUUUCCACAAGGGUUCAAAGAGCUCAGGAAGAGAACGUAAACAUUCCUGUGUGAAAAUAAAAUUACAAGUCCCAUCCUUAAAGGAGGAAAUUGAGAGCACAGAGAGACGUGGUUUUCCAGAGCCAGGUCUUCAAUCCAAAAAGGUCACACACAGUACUGAAGUGAAAUGCAUUGACUCCAUAAUAUCGCAGAAUAUGCAAAUCCCAGAUCUUUGGAAGAAUUUGGGUGCUCAGGAAGCCAUGCCUGAACCAAAACCUCAGGAAGAGGUUGAUAUAACAGAGAAGUUGAAUGGGUGUCCAUUAGUUGGAUCGAGAACACUAGGGACACAGGAAAAAGGAAGGAGAUGCUUGGGCAAGGAAAGCAAAUCAGUGGUGAAACCAAAAGUACAUGGUCCCAGGGAGAGGAAUAGUUCUGCCUUGCUGGAACAGCAUACACCAUGUCCAGAGUCCAGGAAAGGAGCUCUGAGUAUGAGGAACAGAAAUGCAUUGCUGUCACAGAAGCUGCAGGAUCUGAGUGGACAAGAACAACCAACAACCAGGAAAAAGAAGCGUUGCAGGAAAGAAGAGCAGCAGAGCUCAAGCCAUCAGAAAGGACCAGACAGCCCAGGGGAAAGUGCAGAGGAACAAUUAAAAGCAACUGAGCAAGACUCUGGUACUUCACAGGCUGUGAAGAAGGUUAAGACAAAGCCAAAGCAAAACAGGGUGGAAGAUUCUAAGGAAAAGGAAUCUCACUAUUCUGGAACUUCCACAGUUUCUACUUCAGGUGAUACUGAAAACAAGAGCUUUAUAUGCCAUCCUGUAACAGAAGAGCCCAGUGCACAGUGUAGAAAAAGGCAACACAGAUCUGGUGAAAUGAAGCACUUGCAAAGUUUAAGUGGGACUGCAGCUGAAAAGGUGAUGAGUACAUCUGCAAAAUGUGAUGCUGAACAUGGCAGUAAUGCCCUACACCAUUGCAGUGGCUUGCUCUGUGCAGCCGAAAAGAAUCCAUUUGUCAGAUUAGAGGACUGUAGUUAUAUCAAUACAUUAGUGAAGCCUUCAGCUGUUGGAACUACCAACAGUUAUAAAUUGAAUGGAUUCUUCCAUGUAGCCCAUGGUACUGGAGACCUGAAUGAUAGAAUUUGCAGCACUAGUAGAAUGCAAAAUGAGACAUCAUUCAUAAAAGGCAGUUUAUCAUCUAAUAAAGAAAAGAAUGGAAAUGAAGAAGGCUGUGUUUCAUGCUGCAUGAGUGAAAACAGUAAGUGUUUAAGGGAGAAAAACUGUAAUAUUGGUAGAAAGCAUAGAAAAAAGAUGAAAACCACAGAGAAGUCUGCAGACGUGGCUGGUAAAUGCAAGAAGUGUGAGUUACAAACAGAAGCAGCAGUUGCCAUGUCAAACUCGUUUGCAGUUUCAGGACUAAAUCGUACUCUCUCAGCUUCAUGCGAUCAUACAUCAGAUUUUGAUACAGAAAAAAAUACUCAUGAACUUCAAACUGUAUCAGCCUGGAGAAAGAACAGUAGCAAAUUACUUGCACUUGAAACUGGCUUUAAGAAGACAUCUGUGCUCUCUGCAAUGGUAAAAGGAGAAAAUUCAAGCAGUGUGGCAGAUUGUGCAGCUGCCUCAGAUAGCCUGAGAGUGUUAGCUCAGAUCCAUGAUGUUUCUGAUUGUCACAAAAGCAAGGCAGGAGGAAAUUUGAACAAAGUUAAUAAGAAAUUGCAGCAGUUUACCUGUCAAAGAACAAUACCCAUGACUGGUAAAAAAGUUUGGCCUGUUGAAUCUUGUGCCAGGACUUCUGAAUGGUUUCUUAAAAAUCAUAGGUCAGAAGAAAAAAGACUUUUAAAGGUUGCUUUUGAGGAUUCCUCUGAUAAAAGCAGUGUUAAAGCUGUAGGAGAUGCUGCAGUGAUUGGGAAUGUGAGACAGCUGGAUUUGCAUACAUCACUGGCAGAAAUUACAAAAGAAAUUACACAUAAAAAGAUUGAUCCAAAUAUUGACUGUCAGGCAUCACUUGAAACAAGGGGAUCCUCUUCUGUGGAUAUUUAUGAGACUUUGACAAUGAACAAUGAGAACUGGGAAUUGCCAGUUAAUAUGGAUAGAAGUGCCGUGGCUUUUAACCAUGAUGAAAUGCAAGAAGUUAAAGCAACCUUGAAUUUUACAGCAAAACAAAAAGAUGAAGAUGAAGGAGAUGUAACAGAAAGAAGCCUGUCUGUGACAGCCCAGAAUGGUACAAUAAAACAAAACUAUAAAAAUGAAGGCGAUGUGACAAAUAGAAACCUGACUGUGACACUCCAGAGUGGUACAAUACAACAAGAUAAAGAUGAAGGAGUUGUGACUAAUAGAAACCUGUCUGUGACAGUCCAGAAUGGUAGAAUAAAACAAGAUAAAGAUGAAGAAGUUGUGACAAAUAGAAACCUGUCUGUAACAGUCCAGAAUGACACAACAAAACGAAAAGGUAAAAAUGAAGCAGAGGUGACAAACAGAAAUCUGUCUGGGGCAGUCCAGAAUGAUACAACAAAACGAAAGGAUAAAAAUGAAGCAGAGGUGACAAACAGAAACCUGUCUGAGGCAGUCCAGAAUGGUACUUCUACAAGUAACACAAACAGUAUAAACUUCAGCCCUAAAGUAUCAGUAGUGAACCAGAAAUUACCUGAUUUAAACCUAAUUAAACCAUUAACCUCUGGAAACCUGACAAAAUUCAAAAUUCCUUUAUGCAGAAAGAAACCUGAAUCCAAGAAACUGGAGUCUGUCCAUUCAUUUGAAAGCAAAACUUGUAGUCCACUAGAGCUUCUUGAAAGCACUAGUCCAGAAAGGCAGAAGACAGGUGAAGAGACUUUCUUGGUGAAAUCAGAGCAGGGUCCUCUUCCUGUGGUGAGUGAUGCUACAUCUCCACCUUCCAUACAGAAGAAAGCAGAUGAGAUCGACAGUAAGGACUUCCAGCAGAAUGCCUCUGUGAAUCUCUCUGAUGAGAUGUCCGUGCUCUCUGAAAGUUUUUCUGCAUAUCCACAUCCUCUUCUUGAUGGAGAACCAGAGCCAUCUAUACCUGAUUUCUAUGGUACUGAAUGUGUGCUGAAAUCUAGUUUUCCUGAUCGUUCUUGGAAUGCAAUCGACCACGUUGUUGGAUUAGGAAUAAGUGAUGAUAGAAAAUCAAGACGGAAUUUUUCACAACACAAAAAUCAAAAUCUACCAGAUAUCCUUGAAGCUUACAACCAAGAUGUUCUUGUCAUUGAUGUGAUUCAGGAUGACCCUGACCUUUUUGGAACCAGUAAUGAAGAGGCACUUGCACCUGCACGCUGUGAAAAUUGUCCAGUGAAAGCGUCCCCUGCAAACAGCAUUAAAGACACAAAGGAAUAUAUUAAGCCUGAGUCUCCAGUUACCUCAGAAAAGACAUACUCAGUAGAGAGUAGUUUUAGAUGCAUGCAAGAAUCCAGAAUGUCAAGUGAUACUGAAAAUUCUUGUAAUUUGGUGUUAAAAGCUGAAGAUGUGAACGCCCACAAUUCUUCCAGAGGAAGCAGUCCUUCAGGAGAUGUUACUGAGGAAUUUCUUAAAGAUAGGCAACAGAGCAAACUAGAUGAACUUUUGACGAGUUUGGACAUGGAUGAAAAGUUCAAGCUUGCAGAUGGAAUGCCUGAUGCUGAAGAUGAAAACAAGAGUGAAGGUGAAAAAAGUGACUGUAAAUGCAAAGUGAACAGUGAAUUGCUAUCAGAAUUGCCACUGAAUGACCAAAAAGCAAAUCUCUUCAGUGAAGCUUCAGAGAUGAAAUCAUGGGCAAAUGGUUACAAAUCUUCAGGAAGAAGUACUUUACUGCCAUUGAAGGAUUGUGGAGUUUUUGAGCCGUGGAAGAUGGAGAAAAGUGCAGUUGCUUCUCAUUCAGUCCAGCAGAUCCUUGAUGCACUUAACUUGCCCCGUAAAUACUGCAGAUACUAUUUCAUGACUUCACGUGGCUGUGAAAGAACAAAGUGUUGGUUCUCUCAUGUUCCAGUACAAGGGGAUGAAAAGAUUUGCAUGGCAAUUCUUAGGACAUACAUUAGUAUCAAAGAAUCAGGCCUCCUAAGACGUGCAGUUCAAAUAUUUGUGCAGUAUUACAAAGAAGUUACUCCUGGUAUGGAUUUUGCUUCUGAAGUGCUGAAUGAUCUUCUUGUUUCAUUGCUCAACAACUGUUUGUUGCAGGAAGUAUUCCAAAUAUUGAAUGUAAUUGUACAAAUCAAGAUACUGCCAGCUGUAGAUGUUCUUCUGAAAGUUUUUGAGCAUGUGGCUUCUUUGAAUAUAAGAAAUGCUGUGCCUACAUUAAUCAAUACCUUCUGUAAGCUCAUUGGUGCUGGUAUGUUCCUUGAGUUGGAACACUUUGACUACAUUAUUAAGUUACUUCAGCAAUUGCAAGUUUCUAGUUGGGAAAUGACUACUGUUUUGAACAUAAAAUCCAGAUUUGAGGAAAGGUAUUUUGAAAAGACAUGGAUUUUUGACUUCAACUUGGCUGUGGCUGAAAUUCAGCAUUGCAAGGAAAAAAGGGACUGGACCAAGCUAGGAGCUUUGUAUCUUAAUGCAAGAACUGGAUGUGAACAUUUUGAUGAUCUUCAGAAAUUGUUUGUAUCUAUUGCUGAAAUUCUAGCCAAAGAUUCUGAAACAGACAGACCAGGAGUUCCUUUUUGUGAUUUUGCUGAUACAGUAGUGAAAAAUUCACACCAUAAUAAAGCAGACAGACUUUUCAUUGGAAGGACUGGGAUAAGUGUAAUGUAUUCGUAUCACAAAGUACUGCAGUGGAUAAAGGGAAGGAAGGUUUUGGAUAAACUGCAUGAGCUACAGAUAGAUUUUACACUCUUGAAAGGACUUGUAGGUGCAGGGAGGUCAGCAUCCAGAUGUCAGAUUGUUAAUAAAGCUGCAGAAAUCUUUCUUCAUUCUGGAAAUUUGGAUGGAGCAACAAGGGUAUUGAGAGAGUCAGAGUGGAUCACAGAUGCACCGUUGUGGCCCUGUAAUAAAAUGGACAUCCUCAAUCGACAUAAUCUGUUAUGUGCAAUAGUGCAUAAAUACUUGAGGAAGAGUUUGUACAGGCAAGCAUUUGAAGUUCUGCAGAACUUACCGGGUUUGCAGAAACAUUCUGAUAUUGUAAAUGCUUCUCAAUACAGCUGCCUUUUUAACAAGCUGAUAAAUGCCUGUUUUGAAAACAAGAACCUUGGGGUCUCGUCUUCUGCAGUAGACUUCAUGCUUUCCAAAAAGAUUGCUAUUGAUUUUGCUUUACUUAGAGGAUUAAUCACAGCUUUGGGAAGAAGUUCUCUAUGGUCCAAAGCUAGGACCUAUUACAAAAAUGCUUUAUCACUGGGUUGCUACCCAGAGCUGCAGGGAAAUUUUUAUCACAAAGUUCUGAAGAUUCCAUCAUACCUAUCUGAAGUUGAGAUGCUGUUGACCAUUGAAGUAUUUCUUGUUUCAAAUGCUAGUGAUAUUCAAAGUUCAAGGAAUACUAGUCAGACUCUUCAAAUAAUACUGAAAAGAUAUGAAGAUACAGUUCAGAAUAACAAUGCCUAUCAUGAGGCAGUGGAGAGGCUGAUCCAGGCAGCUCGUUUAUCUGAUCCAAAGCUUUUUCUUAAGCAUAUGACCAUGAACGUUAAUAUGGAAGAAGUUUACAGCCUGGAGCACUCAUCUGCUUUCAAAUGGCUUCAAGAGAAUAUGAAAUGGGCUGAGAAGGUCUGGCUGUUUCAGUAGUUACUGAAUAGUUUCCACUCUGUUCGGAUUGUGCCUUACUGAUUUACAGCAAGGUUUCAAACUCAAGUUAUGGUUUUAAAUACUAUAUUGAUGAUAAUGAAGAUAGUAGCACAGAAAGAGUAAUUGUUUUUUUAUAAACUGUCACACUGACCUGUAUAGAUGUUUGACAAUGGCAUCACCAGAUAACGAAGAAGCUGCAGCCUCAGAACCUACAUUCACCAUUCUUACAAAGAAUUAACACUUAGGUUGUUUCUCCCAGCAGGUAAUUCUGUAAGUGUAGUAUAAGCAUAGGUACAAGUGUAGGUAAGUGCAUUGGUUGAGUGCAUCUACUGUUCUUGAGUGAGACAUUUUCCACAUUCAUUCAUAGUCUGUAGAAGUAAUACCUGUUUCCUGUUGUCUGCCUUACAGUAACUUGUGAGGUCACUGUCCCAACUGUUCGCACCUUAGAUCUUAUUUUUUUUCUCCAAAAGCCCAAUAAAAAGCACUGAGAAUAAAAUAACUUCAAAAUUCCUUGA
Molecule: messenger RNA, 7187 nt
Organism: Parus major (Great Tit)
Lineage: Eukaryota; Metazoa; Chordata; Aves; Passeriformes; Paridae
Gene: TOPAZ1
Product: testis and ovary specific PAZ domain containing 1
Exons: 20
Coding region: 487-6672 (2061 amino acids)
Biological process (GO): spermatocyte division; spermatid development
Molecular function (GO): metal ion binding; protein binding
Source: RefSeq, a predicted model, not a curated record